GCCCCGGCGCGGGACGGGCGCUCGGGCUCUCUGUGCCCGCCGGACCCCGUCGCCCUCCGGAUGCUGCUAGUGGACGCCGACAGUCCGGAGCCCGUGCGCAGCGGGGCGCACGAGCUCGCGCUCUUCCUGACCCCCGAGCCCGGGGCAGAGGCGCGGGCGGUGGAGGCGGCCAUCGAGGGGCUACUCGUGGCGCUGGAGGACUUCAGCCUGGUGACCUGGUGAAUCAGGAGUGACACUUCACAGAUCUUGGAGGAAAAUGUCCCAGUCCUUAAGGCCAAAGUGACAGAAAUGCGUGGCAUCUAUGCCAAAGUGGACCGGCUGGAGGCCUUCGUCAGGAUGGUUGGGCACCACGCUGCCCUCCUGGAAGCCCACGUGCGUCAGGCCGAGCGGGACCACGGGGCCUUCCCGCAGGCCCUGCGGAGGUGGCUGGGCUCCGCCGGGUUCCCCUCCUUCAGGAAUGCACCACCCGCACCAGGACCCCGUGCGUCUGAGCUGCCCGUGCUCUACAGGACUGAGGACUUUGUUCCCGUGGACGCCCGGGAGGGGGAGCGCCAAUCCCGCUGAGCCUGUCACAAUCCCCUCGAGGGGGUGAGGCUGGGUCCCAGCAUUUGGAUUUCCUCUGCUUUUGUUGUUAUUGAUUUUUUGCAUUUCUCCCUGAGGGGCCUGGGGCAGCCAUGUCUCGGAUCCGGUGGCAAGGGUGCCGCCUGCUGCCUGCUAUUUUAAGGGAUGAGGUGCUGAGUGGGGCAGGCUGUGCCGGGAAUCGUGGGCUGCAGUGCGGGCAUGUGGCCUGCAGACCCCAUGUCCCCAGCCCUGCCCGACAUCCCAGAAAGGUGUGGGCGCUCACUUGUGGUCAGCUGGGAGGACAGUGGGGAUGUCAGUUUCUUUUUCGCCCCUCUGAAUUUUCUUGGAAGCUGCCUCUUUGCAGUCGGCUUGCUCUAAGCCCCUGGCUGAGGGGAGGCUGCAGAACCAGAGGCCAGGGGACAGCCAGGCCCCUGAAGGUGCGUUUCUUUUCCUUUCUUCAAAAGACAGCUUCCUGGUGUUGUCUGAGUUCUCCAGGUUCUGAAAUCCUCAGGGCCCAGCAGACACGGCACCCCUCACACUGCAGUUCAGGGUCAGAAUGUCAAGGAAGCGUGAAUCUGACAAGAUGGCCCUGGACAGUUGGGUGGUGCUAAUGUUUGGGAAAUCUCUGGAAUUAAAAGAUAGAGGUGGGUCCUGUGUUUCAGGAAGAGUCAACAUUUUUCUCUUGGGGCCACCUUUAUGGAAGUAUAACACACAUUAUAGAAAGGGGCCCCUGUGCCAGGCACUGUGGUGCAGGGCUGUACUCUCAGCGACUUGCGAGGCUGAGGCAGGAGGAUCACAAGUUCAAGGCCAGCCUCAGCAAAUUAUCAAGACCCAGUCUCUAAACAAAAAAUAAAAAGGGCUGGGGAUGUGGCUCUGGGUUACACACACACACACACACACACACACGAGAAAAAAGAACAAGGCACCUUAGUGUGGAGCACUAGCUGCCCACACGUGGAACACAUUUGCGCAGCCCGACCAACGCUGCCAGCACCCAGAGCCCCCUGAGGCCCCUUCCUGACAGUGCUCCCUGCAGGCUGGGUGUCCUCCUGUGCUGGCCUGGAGGCUGCAGGGCACAUGCACCCAGCAUGUUGGCUUUGUCACUGGACCUGGAUCUGCAGGAGUGUCCCUACUGCCCCCGGGUAGCUGCAGUGGCCAUGUUGUAUGGAUUGAGGCUGCUUUUAAUGAAGAAAGCCUCGCACUCUCCGCACCCCCGUCUGCCCAGGGACAGUGGAUUGGAUGGGAAGCUAAUGUUUCAGACAAGCAGUUAGACACCACUCUCGAAGGCUAAGUAUAGACACCAGCCUUCUUUCCCCUUCCAGGGCCUGACCCAGGGACCAGGGAGGGCUGGAAAGGAUGCCAUGUGACCGAGCCAUAGCAGUAGAAGGUCCUAAAACAGAGAAUGGCAGGGCCUGGCAGGAGGGGAUCCUGCGGGCGGCGCCUUGCUCUGUGCGCAGCUCAGCUGUUGGGCCGAGCCUCGCUGCUUCCUGGCCACAGCCUCCUCUUCAGGAAGACCUAUGAUAAUGGCUCCUGCCCGCUGGCUGUGGUGUGUGCUUACCCAGCGCCAGCAAGGAUGGCUAUGUUGUGGUCAGUGGGCUCAACAGGGAGGACUGUGUGCUGUUUCUCAGGUGAGCAGUGGCACCCAAGGGUCUCAACAGCGAGUGGCUUAGGGACUGCCCUUAAAGGUCACAGAACAAGUCGUGGAAGGGUGAGGUGCUAAGAUGCACCAGUUCUCCCGGUGCAUCAUAAUGCACAUAUCAGGUUGCAUUAGAAUCUUUAAUGACACUGCUGGAAAACUCGUAGACAAAAUGCUUUCUUAGGCCUCAAUGCUAUCAAAAUAAGAUGUGUGCUCAGACCCAGUCCUGCAGCUCUCAGAACCCAGAUUCUACACGAGAAAGACAUGAUAAAGCACGACGAUGGCCUCUUCAUUGAAAUAGCACACAACUGGGCAGAACUCGAGCAUUCCUCAGGCGUUGGCUUUGCAUGUCCCCACUGUGGAACAGGAGCAGGUUGUAAAGAUGGAUUGAUUGGGAGUUCCUGUGAGUCGGCAUGGAGACGUCGCCAAGAUAUGAAAGCCAAAUGCAGAGAAAUGUCCAUAAUAUGCUACCAUCUGUGCAAAAAUGAGAGGCAUGAAAAUUCUCAGGAUAAAUAAAAACUGGAGAACAGGGCGUGUGGGGCGAGAGCGUCCUUUCCACUGUA
This is a messenger RNA of Marmota monax (woodchuck), 2760 nucleotides long. RefSeq names its product breast carcinoma amplified sequence 4 (gene Bcas4). The transcript is spliced from 5 exons. Gene Ontology annotation, cellular component: BLOC-1 complex. Lineage: Eukaryota; Metazoa; Chordata; Mammalia; Rodentia; Sciuridae. The record is from RefSeq and is a predicted model, not a curated record.